This is a messenger RNA of Drosophila obscura, 1761 nucleotides long. Its product is annotated as tRNA (cytosine(72)-C(5))-methyltransferase NSUN6. The coding region runs from base 438 to 1745 and encodes 435 amino acids. The transcript has 2 exons. The record is from RefSeq and is a predicted model, not a curated record. Gene Ontology annotation, biological process: RNA methylation. NCBI's taxonomy places the organism in Eukaryota, Metazoa, Arthropoda, Insecta, Diptera, Drosophilidae. Gene Ontology annotation, molecular function: RNA binding; methyltransferase activity.
CACACCAACAUUGUCCACAUUUUGAAGCAAAGAAAGGAAAUAAAUCCAUUGUUUCUCAUAUACUACCCCUGAUUUCGACUAAAAGCACAUACGCACCAGCUAAUUGAGUCAAAUGCACACAAAUUUGAGCGGAAAUUUUAUAAAUUUCAGCUUGGAAAUGUCGAAAAUCACAGAGCAAAAUAAAACUUGACCGAGAAUUCACUUGCCGUCGAAAAAACUGCAAACUCACCAACAUAAACGUUCAACGUUGCUGCAUGGCGUGUGUUAGAGUGGGACAACUAUGUUGCGGAUGGGCCUACGCUGUGAAAUGCUGCCACGUCUCUUCUUCUCUGUAGUGCUGGGAAAACUAAAAAUAUCGAAAUGUGCAUAUAAAAUAUAUACGCACAAAAAUAUAUUGUUUAAUUACAUGCGUGUAGAACUAUUUAGCUUGGCGCCCCAUGUUUUACCCAAAAACUCCGUUCCUGGGCAACAGUUUGCUGGAAGCCGAAAUUCUUAAAGUCAAUUCGGCGGCUUUGUCCCAGCUAUUGGAAUGGCUCUGUCAGACUCCACGUGUCACCACCUACAGGGUAAACAGACUGCGCACUAAUGUGGACACACACAAGACGCAAUUGGAGGAGCAUCUCGAAAGGCGCUAUGGCCAGCACGCUCCGGGGAUCUAUGGCCUGGCGGAUCUGCCCGAAGUACUGUGCAUAGCUCCACUCGAGGCGGAACUGGUGCUGCGGGUGCCUGAUCCCGCGCUUAGAGAGAUCAUUGUGGACACCAGUUGCGGAGCUGCUCUGCUGCGGGGAGCUCACAUUUAUGCCCCCGGCGUUCUGGCCAUGGAGUCGAACACACAACUGCAGGAAUUCGUCAAUGUCUACGCAGACUUGGCCGGCAAAUGCAAGCGGGGUACAACCACGCGCUACGAGAGUUCGGAUAAGGUUUUCGUGGGUGUGGGCAAGGUUCUAAUGCAGCGCUACCAACUGUACAAUAACAAGGAUGCAGCUCCGACAGGCAUCGCCGUUGAAAUGCAGUCGAAUGUCAGUGGCGUGCCCUCGCUGGGCGACCUCAGCAGCGCAGAUGCCCUGCUGCAAAAUCUGCCCUCUAUUGUUUGCGUGCGUGUCUUGGACCCACAGCCUGGUGAGCGCAUCUUGGACAUGUGUGCUGCUCCCGGCAACAAAACGACUCACAUUGCCGAACUAAUGGGCGAUCAGGGGUGUGUCGUGGCGUUGGAUAACUCUGCGAGUCGUGUGCGCGGCAUGCUGGCGAAACUGGACAAGUAUCGGAGCAUACAGGCUCACAUCUUUGACUCCACAAAGGCGGUGGCAGCGUCGAGCGAUGAGUCUUGCACAGCAGCUCCACCCUUUCCAUGCGGCAGUUUUGAUCGCAUUCUUCUGGAUGCCCCAUGCAGCGGGCUGGGCAACCGGCCGCAGCUGUUGUGCAGCAUAAAGCAGGCCAAGGUCCUGCAGUCCUAUCCAAACAUUCAGCGUCGCCUUCUGGGGCAGGCUGUCCAACUCCUGCGACCUGGCGGCAUCCUGGUCUACAGCACUUGCACCGUUACCGAGGCCGAGUGCGAGGGCAUUGUAGCCUGGGCGCUGCGAAAGUAUCCCGAGCUACGUCUGAUGGAUGCCACACCUCGGUACGGUGGUCCCGGCUUGCCACUGUCGGAUCUGGAGGCAACGCAAUCGCAGCUGCUGCAGCGCUUUGGUCCCUGCAAAGAUUUGGACACUGUAGGUUUCUUUAUUGCCAAAUUUCAAAAAUAUUAAAUGAUUAUUCAAGUUA